Molecule: messenger RNA, 939 nt
Organism: Gorilla gorilla gorilla (western lowland gorilla)
Lineage: Eukaryota; Metazoa; Chordata; Mammalia; Primates; Hominidae
Gene: AK6
Product: adenylate kinase 6
Exons: 5
Coding region: 161-679 (172 amino acids)
Cellular component (GO): nucleus; cytoplasm
Molecular function (GO): AMP kinase activity; ATP binding; ATP hydrolysis activity
Source: RefSeq, a predicted model, not a curated record
AGUGGGCCGCGGCUGGGCCGCCGGGGCAGUCUAGGGGCGCCGCGGUGGGCCUCGGGGCCUUUGGGGCCGUGGGCUUUUGCUGCCGCCCGCCCCUUCCGGCUCCUCCCUGUAGUGCAAAGGGCACGUGAGCGAGGCGCCCGAAGCCGUCGCGGCGGGGACCAUGUUGCUUCCGAACAUCCUGCUCACCGGUACACCAGGGGUUGGAAAAACCACACUAGGCAAAGAACUUGCGUCAAAAUCAGGACUGAAAUACAUUAAUGUGGGUGAUUUAGCUCGAGAAGAGCAAUUGUAUGAUGGCUAUGAUGAAGAGUAUGACUGUCCCAUUUUAGAUGAAGACAGAGUAGUUGAUGAGUUAGAUAACCAAAUGAGAGAAGGUGGAGUUAUUGUUGAUUACCAUGGUUGUGAUUUCUUCCCUGAACGCUGGUUUCAUAUAGUUUUUGUGCUGAGAACAGAUACCAAUGUAUUGUACGAAAGACUUGAAACAAGGGGUUAUAAUGAGAAGAAACUAACAGACAAUAUUCAGUGUGAGAUUUUUCAAGUUCUUUAUGAAGAAGCCACAGCAUCCUACAAGGAAGAGAUCGUGCAUCAGCUGCCCAGUAAUAAACCAGAAGAGCUAGAAAAUAAUGUAGAUCAGAUCUUGAAAUGGAUUGAGCAGUGGAUCAAAGAUCAUAACUCUUAACUUAUAAGGCUAGCUACUUAAUAAUCACUCUUGUUGAUAUCUCUGCCGACAUCAUAGAAAUUGUUCAAGUGUCAGUAACACUUUAUUAAAAUCAUGUUGCAGAACCAGCAGGUGGAUAGUAUAUAGGUUUAUGCCUGUGUUUGUUUUUCUCCAUGAGAAAGCUAAACAUGAAAUAUAAUGAAUAUAGUAUUAUUAAGGAUUGAGACAAAAACUGUGAUUUUAAUACUUAAAUUGCUAAAGAAUAAAUAAAUCUGACAAAA